AUGCUCAUCGUCAUCUUUGUUUAUGCUUUACUAACAUAUUCUUUUGUAUGGACAGCAAGUAACUUUUACCCUGAUACACAGAACGUGACUUCAAUGAACUCCUACCUACAUCAAGCAGGCAGCCCAAGUAUGCUAUCAGGUGCUGCAAACAAAGGCAGAGCAGCCAGUAUCGUACAAGACACAGAGAGGGGCAUGACAAGUUUCGAAACAAAAUGCCUGAAAGUGGUGCUUGAGAAUAGGAUGCUCUUGAGAGAGCUCAACCAGAGAAUUGCUGCCCUUGAAACCACAUCAAGGUGUGGGGAACCCCUGCAGACUCCUGUGGUGCCGGAGCUGGAAGUUCUUCUUGAACAGCCAAUUUCGACACGCGAAGAGCUCUCACACGUUGAGGAUGUUCUGAGCGAAGCAUCAGCAAAAAUUGCCUUGACCAACCGGUUGGCACGUCUGGGAGGAGGCGACCUCAAAGAGGUCGUGAAAAUUGUGCUGGACCGCACCAUGAAGAACGAGGUACAGGCCCUGUUCAGCAUUGAAGGACGGAGAGGGAAAAGCGCACUCAAGACCUCUCCUCUGUUCAGUGUUAUUAUCAGUGAUGUCCAACAACGCUUGUCUGGGCUAAAACAGGAUGUCACCGACGCAGAGAUCCAGGCUCGUGUUGGCAAAUACCUGGCGGGGUCAUGCGAUCGAGAGGGCGGGCGUAAGAGGCGCAUGAAGGAUACUGAAUAA
Molecule: messenger RNA, 720 nt
Organism: Ornithodoros turicata
Lineage: Eukaryota; Metazoa; Arthropoda; Arachnida; Ixodida; Argasidae
Exons: 6
Coding region: 1-720 (239 amino acids)
Source: RefSeq, a predicted model, not a curated record